Messenger RNA from Brachypodium distachyon (stiff brome), 1814 nucleotides. Its product is annotated as enolase 1, chloroplastic. Lineage: Eukaryota; Viridiplantae; Streptophyta; Magnoliopsida; Poales; Poaceae. Gene Ontology annotation, molecular function: phosphopyruvate hydratase activity; magnesium ion binding. Gene Ontology annotation, cellular component: phosphopyruvate hydratase complex. The record is from RefSeq and is a predicted model, not a curated record. The transcript has 7 exons. Gene Ontology annotation, biological process: glycolytic process. The coding region runs from base 151 to 1593 and encodes 480 amino acids.
CUAGAAUAAAACCCCCUCGGCGUCCCACCCGGCCACCUCGCCGGCUCCGCCCAACGAAGAAACCAACCCGACGACCCCCUCCACGCUUCGCCGCCGCCGCCGUUAUAUAAACUCCGGCUCCGGCAUCUCCCUUCCCACCAACCUCCCAGGAUGGCCCACCACCUCCUCCUCCCCUCCAAGCCCCUCGUGCCCGCCACCGCCGCCACCCCGCGCCGCGGCGGUGGCGGCCGCCCCGUCGUCUCCGUCCGCGCGGCGCUCUCCGCGUCGACGGCUACCGCGGCGAAGGCGGCUGGGGCGGAGGCGGUGAGGUCGAUCCGCGCGCGGCAGAUCGUGGACAGCCGCGGGAACCCCACCGUGGAGGUCGACCUCGUCGCCGGCGACGGCAGCCUCCACCGCUCCGCUGUUCCCAGCGGGGCCUCCACGGGGAUCUACGAGGCCCUCGAGCUCCGCGACGGGGACAAGGCCGUCUACGGAGGGAAGGGCGUGCUCAGCGCCGUCCGCAACAUCAACGAGCUCAUCGCGCCCAAGCUUGUCGGCGUCGACGUCAGGAACCAGAGUGAUGUUGAUGCGAUCAUGCUUGACAUCGACGGAACCCCAAACAAAUCACAAUUGGGGGCCAAUGCUAUUCUUGGAGUCUCUUUAAGUGUAUGCCGGGCUGGUGCUGGUGCAAAGGGAGUUCCUCUGUACAAGCAUAUUCAGGAAUUGUCAGGCACCAAGGAGCUUGUCAUGCCUGUCCCAGCUUUCAACGUAAUAAACGGAGGUAGCCAUGCCGGUAACAACCUGGCCAUGCAGGAAUUCAUGCUUUUACCCAUAGGGGCAACUUCAUUUGCCGAGGCACUUCGUAUGGGCAGUGAAGUUUAUCAUGUUCUUAAGGGCAUCAUUAAGGCGAAAUACGGUCAAGAUGCCUGCAAUGUUGGAGAUGAAGGGGGUUUUGCUCCUAAUGUUCAAGACAACAGGGAGGGCCUUGUUUUGCUAAUGGAUGCCAUUGAGAAGGCAGGCUACACUGGAAAGAUUAAAAUUGGAAUGGAUGUUGCGGCAUCGGAAUUCCUUAUGAAGGAUGGGAGCUAUGAUCUAAACUUCAAGAACCAGCCUAAUGAUGGAGCUCAUGUUCUUUCGGCCCCUCGCCUCUGUGAUCUGUACAAAGAAUUUGUCAAGGAUUUCCCUAUUGUAUCAAUUGAGGAUCCUUUUGAUCAAGAUGACUGGAGCUCAUGGGCUUCGUUGCAAUCCUCAGUUGAUAUCCAAAUUGUCGGGGAUGAUUUGCUUGUCACAAACCCAAAACGUAUAGUAGAGGCUAUUGACAAGAAGGCUUGCAAUGCUCUGUUGCUAAAGGUUAAUCAGAUUGGUACUGUCACUGAAUCAAUUCAAGCUGCUCUUGAUUCAAAAGCGGCUGGUUGGGGCGUGAUGGUCAGCCACAGGAGUGGUGAAACAGAAGAUAAUUUCAUCGCUGAUCUAGCCGUUGGUUUAGCAAGCGGGCAGAUCAAAACCGGAGCUCCCUGCAGAAGUGAGAGGCUGGCUAAAUACAAUCAGCUUGUGCGGAUAGAAGAGGAGCUAGGUGACGUGCGGUAUGCUGGAGAGGCGUUCAGGUCUCCAUGAGAAACCUAGACUACACCCGUUCGCGUUUCCACAGCUGCGUCAGGGGUGUGCACUGUCGAUUAGAAAUAAGGUACUGCUAGAUCAUCUCAAUUCAUGACAUCUCCUUGUACCACGGCGCAUCCCAAUUUUUGCAGCCUAAUUAACCCAUGUCUCUCUUAUCCAUUCAGAGCAUAUGGAUCGAUCUAUUUAUAAGAAUCGAAUAUAUGUUUGCUUUUAUGUUA